This is a messenger RNA of Echinops telfairi (small Madagascar hedgehog), 498 nucleotides long. RefSeq names its product phosphoribosylformylglycinamidine synthase-like. NCBI's taxonomy places the organism in Eukaryota, Metazoa, Chordata, Mammalia, Afrosoricida, Tenrecidae. The record is from RefSeq and is a predicted model, not a curated record. The transcript has 3 exons. The annotation marks the transcript as partial.
UAAAAGUUUAGGAGGUGUUGCAGGCUGAUGCGGUGGCCUGGCAAGGCCUGAGCAAUGGCCCUGUGUUUCUCCCUGGCCUCCCUUCCCCAAAUCACCCGUACAGCGAGCACAGCCGCCACUGGUUCUUCAAGGGCCGGCUCCACGUGGACGGGCAGGAGCUGGCUCACUCGCUGUUCGAGUCGAUCAUGAGCACCCAGGCGUCUUCCAACCCCAACAACGUCCUCAAGUUCUGUGACAACAGCAGUGCAAUCCAGGGAAAGGAAGUCCGAUUCCUGCGGCCGGAGGACCCUGCCCAGCCAAGCUGCUUCCAGGAACAUUGGGGGCUGAGACACGUCGUCUUCACAGCAGAGACCCACAACUUCCCCACAGGAGUUGCCCCCUUCAGCGGUGCCACCACGGGAACUGGGGGCCGGAUCCGUGAUGUUCAGUGCACAGGCCGGGGGGCCCACGUGGUGGCCGGCACUGCUGGCUAUUGUUUUGGAAACCUGCACAUCCCAG